CUAUGUGGGCCGCCCACCACUAGUUUUGGAUAUCGGAGCAGCUGCGAUAAUUAUUUUUUGGGAGAUUUUGCCAUUUUCUCAUGUAAUAAAAAAUAGAAAUAGCCAACAAUUAGAGGCCCGUAGAUAAAUGCCCCCGGAAACCGAGCACGCGAACGGAUAGAGAAUCAAGCGAACAUGGAGUGCAAUCUGGGCAGCGAGAUUGGCCAGAAGAUGCGGAGCGCCGUGAAGGCGAAACUGCUGGAACUGGGAACCGGCGGAUCGUCCGGCUUCAUAGACGACGAACUGCCGGACUAUGUGAUGGUCAUGGUGGCCAACAAGCGCACCAAACAGCAGAUGAACGCCGAGCUGAAUCUUUUCCUGGGCGACCAGACCGAUCUCUUUGUCACCUGGCUGCACGAGGUGCUGCAGAAGCUGCAGGAGGUGACUCUCCCUGCAGCCACUGCUUCCAGCAAGAAGCGCAAGUCUCGUGGCCAAGAAAAGGACAAAAAGGGCUCCAAGAAGGACAAGAGGACGCACCGCAAGUCCGGCGAUGAGCUGUCGGAGCCACCACAGUCGGGAUCCACGGAUGCCAUGCCCGUCAUCAGCUCCAUCACCGAUGUCUUCGCCGAGGAGCUGCUCGAAAAGGCCAAGAAAACCAUGGACCUUGAUCUCAGUGCCAAAGACGAGAUCCUGCACAAAAAGAAGAAGCGCAAAUCCAUCGAGGAUGUGGAGCCAACGGCCGAGAUCACAGAGAUCAGCUCAACAACAACAACCACAACGACGAGCGGCGUCAAUCGGGAAAAAGAUCUCGCCGAGCUGGCCGAAAUCCAGAAGAAAAUCCAUGCAGCCAAGAAGCAUUUACGUCAGAUUGGCGAAAUCGAGGACGAGAGCGAUGAGGACGAUGAGGACCUGCUGAAUCUGAGUGCCCAGGACGAGUCGGUGGAUCAGGAGCCCGAGGAGGAGCCGCCGCAAACGGAGGCGCCGCCGCGAAGAGCCAAGAGUCCCAUUGUUUUCAACCGACGCGAGAAGACACCCGAAAGGCGCGCAGAGGCUGAGCCGGAGAUUGAUUCCCGCCAGGAAGCGGCAGCUGCAGCGGCGGAGGAUCCGACGUCUGAAAAGUCCCGGGAAGAUCGUUCUGAGCGGAAGUCCGUGCACGAUCGGCUGGGCUCCAAGGCCCAGCAGCCGGCGGAGCGCUCGCAGCGCAACCAAAAGGAGCUCUAUGUGCCGGCCCAUCGGCGACGCAGUGAGCCCGAGGCCACCAAGGAGCGUGGCCAGCGGGAACGCUCGCGGGAGCGACGCUCUAGUCGCGAUACCUCCCGGGACACCAACCGCAAUCACCGCCAGCGUCGUUCGCCCAGUCCAGAGGCUCCAAGUACCAAGCAACGCAUUGGUUCCCGGGUAAUUGUGGCCGUUAACAAGCCGCCCGAACCGUCGGACGAUGAGGAUAUGGCGGAUAAACCGGUGAACUCCGUCAUCAAGAUCAAGCCGCGGCCACAGGUUUCUCCCAGACGGCAGGCCUGUAAGAACCUCCUGCUGCGUGCCGUCGCAGAUGCCCAGCGCUCGACAAUUCUGGCCAAGACUUCGUCGAAAAAGGAGAGCGAGGAGGUGGUGGGCAAGAUCAGCAGCUCGCUGGGCAAGCGCAAAUCGAUGGAUAAGAACGAACGCGAGAGGGAUCGAGGCAAGCGGAGUGCAGCCGGCAACGAACUCUUCCGGCGAACCACUCGUGAGUUGGUCGUAAAUGUGACCCAGCGCGAUGGCAAGCGUACGCGGCGCUCCAAUGAGAGUCGCGCCGAGAUCAAGGUGGUGGAGGAGGAAUAUACCCCCUCUCUGUUGACUGAGCAGAUCGAAACGUAUGUGCCGCAGUUGCUGACCAAUGUGGAUGAACUGGAUUUGCACAUUAGCUCGCAUGAUGAGCCGAGUCCCAGUUCCGGAGCACUCAAAACCCAAUUUGUGGUGACCUUAAACGGCGACAAGGGAGGCAACGGCAAGGGAGGCUCCUCCUAUCGCAAGCGGCCGAGCAACUCACGCCGGCGCUCCUCCUCGCCCGUGUCCACGCCACAAGUGUCCUCCUCCAGCGCCGAGCCGACGUCCACGACGGCGGACAAGCGACGCCGAUCGAAUCGGGACAGGAGCUUCUCGCCCUCGCCCACACAGAGCAGUGGUUCGCCCUCCCUGCCGACGACACGCAGCCUCAAUCGCAGCGAGGUGCUGCGGCAGCCGCAGGAGAUUAAAAAGAUCAUCAUCAAGAACGACACGGAUGAGGAUGAUGAAAUGCAUGGAUCGCCAAAGAAGCGUUCGCCCAAUAAACGCCAACAGGGAGCCACAACCUCGGCCAAUGGCCACAAGGACAAUAAGGACAAAGCUCCUCCAAUCGAGGAGAGAUCGACUACUCCGCCGCUGCCGGCCAAACCAAAGCAGCGGCCGGAGAAGCGAGCUUCCAGCAAGGAGAAACCCAUAAGAUCGGAGUCAGUAGAGGCGCCAGCGGGAGCCACAGCCGCCGUUGUCUCCACUACAGCUACCAAAGCCAAGCACACGCCCAUUAGAUUCACACUCAAAAACGAGGACGAGCCGAGUCCGACAAAGAAGCGGCGUUCCGGCAGCCACGAACGCGAUGCAGUGGGUCUCGAGAAGCGCAGAGUUCCCAUACGUAAUGCGGAAGACAGGAAGUACGACAACCUGCCGGCAUUGAGCGCAGUUAGCGUGGAUUCAACCGUGCUGAAGGUGAACAAACCCAAAGAGCGCUGCAAGUACCAUCCGAACUGCACCAAGCAGUUUUGCGAGUACUACCAUCCCACGGCGCCCUGCAAGUCCUUCCCCAAUUGCAAGUUUGCGGACAAGUGCAUGUACUCGCAUCCCAAGUGCAAGUUCGACAUGGCCUGCAUGAGCAUCGACUGCAACUACGCACAUGGGGGUCAAAGGGAUCUCAGUCAUGUGCAGCUGGCGGCGCCGCCUUUAUCCUCUCACGUCAUCCCGGUGCAGAACUACAAGUCGAUAUCGGCUCCUGUCACCUCCACGACGGCGACCACGAUGUGCAAGUACUACCCCAACUGCUCCAAGUUGGGCUGCACCUUUUAUCACCCGAAACCCUGCCGCUUUGGCAAGAACUGCGUAAACAAGCUGGAGUGCAUCUUCUACCAUCCGGAGAUGCAGAGCAAAUUCAAGUGGGUGGCAUCUUUGGGCUGAGUUGUUGGCCUGCACUGCACUGCGCGAUCGAGCGGUAUUUAGCAAAUGUACUCUGGACUCCCGACUAUUCGAUACCACUGUCUUUCAAUUGUAUGAUUAGGCAAGCUUGGAGUUAUUUCUUUCUACAUACACAGAGUUGUAUACCUAUUUAAUUGAUUGAUUUUUAUUUGCAUUCAUCCUAUUGCUUAUAAUUAAUAACUUUUAUAUUAGUCAUUAGCAGCUCUCUCACUGAAAUGAUAAACAAAACAAAAGUUUGUUGUUCGUGCCGAUUUGUUUGCAUUCAAACCACAAAGUACACGUCAUGCUAAAGUUGACGAAUAAAUUUAGCAAUAGUUGCUACAAAUUGGAAAAAGGAAA
Messenger RNA from Drosophila takahashii, 3519 nucleotides. The record is from RefSeq and is a predicted model, not a curated record. Lineage: Eukaryota; Metazoa; Arthropoda; Insecta; Diptera; Drosophilidae.